AUGGCCAUCCUUUACGGCUCAGAGACAGGAAAUGCUGAGGAAAUCGCAAUAGAGCUCGAGGACAUGGCACGGAGGCUGCACUUUCAUACCAGGAUGGAUGAGAUGGAUAGCUUUAAACUGUCAGACCUCUUGAAAGUCUCACUGGUGGUCUUUGUAACUUCCACAACUGGGCAAGGUGACAUGCCCACAAAUACUCUAAAUUUCUGGAAAAAUCUUAGGCGAGAGAAACUUAAUAACAGCAACUGCCUCGGACCUGUCAAGUUUGCGAUAUUCGGCCUUGGUGACAGCGGUUAUCGAAAGUUCAACUGGGCAGCACGGAAGUUGCAAGUGAGGCUGCUGCAGCUUGGGGCAACAGAGUUCUUUAGGGCUGCCGAGGCAGACGAGCGCCACAACAACGGCAUCGACAGCAUAUACCUUCCCUGGAAAGAAGAGUUCAAGGCCGCUUUGUUGGAGAAAUACCCACUUCCCGAAGGAACAGCGCCCAUUCCCAACGACCAGCUUCUUCCACCAAAGUAUUCAGUACGGGUUAUGCCGACAAUGGAGCCCCUUCCAGCAGACAAAAGCGCCACCCAAAGCGCCCUUUACUCCCAUGUCGACAACCCCGCGCCUCUAUCCCAGCGUCGGUUCGAACACAACCAGCGACAAGAUGCCACUUUCCCCGCCUGGGAAGCCCGGGAAGACCAAAGCUGGGAGGUCCGAACGGGAACGCCAGUCGACGUCCUAGACAAGAACAAUAUCCUCAAAGACCACCCAUCCAAGUACUCUCUCGAGACGACCAAGAAGGUCGGUCCGAGAACUCCUCUACCAACCAGACUGGCAAUUCCUCAAGGUGUAUUCGCCAAAGUGGUUGACAACGCCAGAGUCACCCCCUUUGACCACUGGCAAGACGUCCGCCACAUUGUCUUUGACGUCUACGGCGGCGAGAAACUCAUCAGCAAGGUCAGCGACAUGCGCGGCCAAUCGAUACUGUCGAUCUACCCAAAGAACUACCCCGAGGACGUCCAAGAGCUGAUCAACCUCAUGGGCUGGAACGACGUUGCUGACAAACCCCUGGACAUGUCCAACAAACCAAAGCGUGUCUUUGACAGGGUAGACGGCCAGUCCUCCACCCUCCGCGACAUUCUGACGGACAACCUCGACAUCACCGCCAUCCCGAAACGGAACUUUAUCCGCGAGCUGACCUUCUUCACCAAGAACCGAGACGAAGUCGAGCGUCUGUGGGAAUUCCUCCUCCCGGGCAACGAGCAAGAAUUCUACGACUACACCUCCCGCCCCCGCCGCACCAUCCUCGAGCUCCUCUCUGACUUUCCCGGCGUGAAAAUCCCGGUCGAGCGAGUCCUCGAUUUGUUUCCCGUUAUUCGCCAUCGAGACUUUUCCGUCUGCAACGGGGGAGCCUCUUUGACCGAAAACCAAUACGACCCUGACGCCCCGAACGGGACUCUACCUGUUUUUCCCCUUCGAAUUGAGAUUCUGGCUGCGCUGGUGGAGUACAAGACCAUUAUUCGGAAACCGAGACAGGGGCUCUGCUCGAGGUAUUUGAAGUAUCUUGCAAGGGACACGCCCUUGACGGUGAGGAUCAGCCCGUCGAGGGGGGAGAAUGUGAUGAUGCCGUUACCGACGGCGGUGCAGAGGCCGCUUAUUGCUGUGGCGACAGGGACGGGGAUUGCGCCCAUUAGGGCGUUGAUUCAGGAGAGGUUGGAGUACGAGGUGGAUACUCAGGUGGGGGAGACGGUGCUGUUUUAUGGGGGGAGGAAUAGGGAUAGGGAUUAUCACUUUGGGGGGGAGUGGGAGUAUAUUAAGGGGUUGACGGUGUUUCCUUGCUUUUCGAGGGAUGAGGAGGAGCCGGCGGCGACAGAGAAGAAGAAGGAGGAGGAGGAGAAGAAGAAGGGGGAGAAUGUAUGGGAGAAGCCGAUCAAAACGGGGGAGGAGGAGAAUGUGGAGUUUGGGAUUGUGGAGGAGAUGGAUCCGGAUAGAGGGAAGAGGUAUGUGCAGAAUGAGAUUAGGAAGAGGGCGAAGGAGGUGGCGGGGUUGAUGAGACGGGGGCCGGUGGUGGCUGUUUGUGGGAGUGCGGGGAAGAUGCCGAUUGCGGUGAGGAAGGCGUUUGUUGAUGUGCUGGUGGGCGAGAAGCUUGUGAGGGAUAGGGAGGAGGGGGAGAGGUGGUUGGGAAUGAGGGUGGUUUAUUGGGAGGAUACGUGGUGA
This is a messenger RNA of Podospora anserina S mat+, 2199 nucleotides long. RefSeq lists its product as uncharacterized. The record is from RefSeq and is a predicted model, not a curated record. Gene Ontology annotation, molecular function: flavin adenine dinucleotide binding; FMN binding; oxidoreductase activity. The transcript is spliced from 4 exons. Bases 1 to 2199 code for a protein of 732 amino acids. Gene Ontology annotation, cellular component: cytosol. Lineage: Eukaryota; Fungi; Ascomycota; Sordariomycetes; Sordariales; Podosporaceae.